AUGGAUCAAGAGAAUGAAAGACAUGUUAGAAGAUUAUGGAGAACAUUCAGAACAGUUAAAGAAAUGGUAAGGGACAGAGGCUAUUUCAUUACACAAGAAGAAAUUGAAUUAUCACUAGAAGAUUUCAAAGCUAAGUAUUGUGAUGGGAUGGGUAGACCACAACGUAAAAUGAUGUCAUUCCAAGCUAAUCCAACGGAAGAAGCUAUCAGUAAAUUCCCGGAUAUGGGUUCCCUUUGGGUGGAAUUCUGUGAUGAACCAUCAGUUGGUGUGAAGACUAUGAAAAAUUUUGUUAUCCAUAUCCAAGAAAAAAAUUAUCAAACAGGUAUCUUUGUUUACCAAACUAGUGUUACUCCAAGUGCUAUGAAAUUGGUUCCAUCUAUACCUCCUGCAACUAUUGAAACAUUUAAUGAAGCUUCCCUUGUCGUCAAUAUUACACAUCAUGAAUUGGUCCCAAAACAUAUUAGACUAAGUUCAGAAGAAAAAAAAGAACUAUUAAAAAGAUACAGAUUAAAAGAAUCCCAAUUACCUAGAAUCCAAAGAGCUGAUCCUGUUGCAUUAUACCUUGGCUUAAAAAGAGGUGAAGUUGUAAAGAUUAUUAGAAAGAGUGAAACUUCUGGUCGUUAUGCCAGUUACAGAAUUUGUAUGUGA
This is a messenger RNA of Arxiozyma heterogenica, 648 nucleotides long. It is a transcript of the gene RPB5, whose product is annotated as DNA-directed RNA polymerase core subunit RPB5. Gene Ontology annotation, biological process: DNA-templated transcription. The transcript has a single exon. The record is from RefSeq and is a predicted model, not a curated record. Gene Ontology annotation, molecular function: DNA binding. Gene Ontology annotation, cellular component: RNA polymerase II, core complex; RNA polymerase III complex; RNA polymerase I complex. The coding region runs from base 1 to 648 and encodes 215 amino acids. NCBI's taxonomy places the organism in Eukaryota, Fungi, Ascomycota, Saccharomycetes, Saccharomycetales, Saccharomycetaceae.